GCUGGCUUCACACAAACCCUCUCUCUGGAGCACUGCGGUUCUUUCAAACAUGGAGGAAAGUGAGAGGGAAGGUGGGAGUGAAAGCAGUUCGGCUGUUUGUGGUCAAAGUGCAGCGUUAAACGCAAGUGAACAGCAAGUCUCGGAGCAGGACCGCGGCGAAAACACAGAGGCUGACGAAGAUGAUAUCGAUAAGAAACUGGACAUCAGUUCGGAGCUCUUUGAUCCACUGCUUGCCUUGUACUCCCCCCAAGUUCCGCUGCCCUACCCCAACAUCAGGUGCUUUAACAACGUCGCUGAGUACGAGAGCUUUAUUAAAGGAGGUCGUGGCCGAGCAAAACCUGAAAAUGUGGAGAAAAAGCUUCGCAAAUCGCGGAGGGGUGUAGCAGAUCCAGAGAGAAUAGAAAGGCUGAAAAAACUCAUGGUGAACAACCCAGUAGAGGAGGGAGAGGAGACUGGCGCGAAACAAAGUCGAAGAAAGCAGAAAGCUCGUAAAAAUGUUCUUACGAGGAUGCCCCUGCAUGACGGCAGUCCUUUAGGAGAGCUGAACCGCUGCGUCCAGGAGAGAAUCAGAAUCAAGGUCCACAUUCGGUCCUUCAAGGGUCUUCGUGGGGUCUGCACUGGCUUUGUGGUGGCCUUUGACAAGUUCUGGAACUUGGCAAUGGUGGAUGUUGAUGAAACAUACAGGGAGCCCUUACUUGGAGAGGCUUUUUAUCAUGAGAAGGCACUGACCGUUACAAGGCUCUUUCAAAAGUUACAAGUACAAGAGGGCCAGGAGCUCAGCACUGGACAGAAAAACUCUGGAAAAACAGCAGCAGCUAACACCUCAACACCAGCUGACCAGAGCAGCGAGCCUCACUACACCACCAGAAGCAGCAUCAGAAGCAGUCGAGGCCAAAGACAGCCGCUGUGUGGGAAGGGCCCAGCAGAUAGUGGACCUGACGCUGGCUCAGAGCAGAGACCCAAAGUUCCCAAGCCAAAAGUGGAGUAUGGAAGAAUGCGGACACGUCAUGUCAAUCAGCUUUUUAUCCGGGGAGAAAAUGUCCUCCUUGUGAACGUUCAGCAAGAGUAAUGAAAUCUCAUUCUUAUCAGUUUUAUGAAAUGAUCAUCGUUUCUGAUUCGAAGAGCAUGUGUAAAGGCUGGCAGCAAAUCACACUUAUGUGUCAUGUUGUGUCAUAUUGAUAUGUAUGUAGAGCUCCUUGUAGAGGUGGGGAAAGUAAAGCUGAAUUAAA
Colossoma macropomum (tambaqui) is the source of this 1229-nucleotide messenger RNA. It is a transcript of the gene lsm11, whose product is annotated as LSM11, U7 small nuclear RNA associated. Gene Ontology annotation, molecular function: U7 snRNA binding. The record is from RefSeq and is a predicted model, not a curated record. Gene Ontology annotation, cellular component: U7 snRNP. The coding region runs from base 50 to 1069 and encodes 339 amino acids. Gene Ontology annotation, biological process: mRNA 3'-end processing by stem-loop binding and cleavage. The transcript is spliced from 4 exons. Lineage: Eukaryota; Metazoa; Chordata; Actinopteri; Characiformes; Serrasalmidae.